AUGUUUGUAAACAAAAUCGUUAAAGUGCAAUUUCCUGAUCAACAAAUAGAUGAUUAUGUUCUAGAGAAUUCAGUGCUUAAAAGUAAACUACAAAGCAAAAUAGAUGCUCUGUCGAUAAUGAGUAGAGAACUAGACAAAUGCUGCAUGGAUCGUGAUAAAUAUAAAACGCUUGUUGAACAAAUGAAAUGUAAAAAAGUUGACAUAGACAAUAUUCCAUCUUCCAAUAAAUAUGCACCUACAAAUACUAUAAGUGGCGGAGAGAUUGUUGCUAAAACCAAAGAGCAUAAUACUAUGUUAAAAUUAGAGGUAGAAACGCUACAAAGUAAACUAGAUGAAGCUCAUGGUGAUAUAGUGGCACUGAGGAAGCAGUUGCAAAAAAGCACUGCUGAUCAUAGUGAUGGUAAAACUUUUUCACCCGUUGAGAACAUAUCUAUAGAUUUUGAACAUCUACUACAAGAGCUUGAGAGAGUGCAAAAGGAGAACCGACAAGUUCAAAUGGAUUAUAGAGCAGCAUUAGAUGAAAAAGAGGAACUAAUGAGUGAUCGCAAUUAUUACAAAAGCAAAGUACAACAAUUAAAUCACCAAAUAAGCUUCUUGCUUACAAACAGAGGAAAGGAGUUGGCAGAAAGUAAUGGUAAAUCAUUACUGGAUAUUGAUGCUUUGGUGAUGGAAAAUAAGUACCUCCAUGAGACCAUUACUCAACUACAAGUUGAAAAAGAAAUUGUGAAGAGAGCACUGACUAAGUAUAAAGCACUACUUGAUAGUAGAAGCAAAAAUAAUAUGAUAAAUUUGAGAAACGACUUUGCAGAUGUAAUGACACAACAACAAGUUCGGGAAUACUUGAGUAAUAAUUCAAAAACUGGUUUGAAAAGGACCUCGGUUACAGAGCUGAAAUCACUGUGCCUGGGUUUAUUUGAAGCAUUAAACGACAAAUCUAUAGCUUUGCAACAUCAACGGAAAACAAAUCAGAUACUAGCUAACAGAAUUUCUGAACUAGAGAAAACAAUGGAAAAUUGGUGCAAUGGACAGAAAGUAAUACCAAUAUUUCCCUCGCAAAUGUUAAUGGAAGACUCCUUCAAUGAUUCAACAUCUGUACACUCUGAUGAAUAUGGAAAAAAUGAAAAAGACCAAUUUAUCAAGGAGAGUUUUAAUCCUAAUAAUAGUGGUGUUACAAAUGGUGAGUGUGAUAUAUCUUGUGAGAAGAAUUUAUCUAAAAUUGUCCUCCCCGAGGAUCUUCAGCAAUUGGUAAGAGAGGCUCUUGCAGAAUUAAAAUCGACUUAA
This is a messenger RNA of Leptosia nina, 1281 nucleotides long. Lineage: Eukaryota; Metazoa; Arthropoda; Insecta; Lepidoptera; Pieridae. The record is from the annotation of a GenBank genome assembly.